GAUGAUUGAUAAGAGAAUUCCCCGCGCGGCGUCGAAUUUGUUGUUUUCUAGUUGACAAUAUUCCGUCUGAUAUAAAAGAACUCAGAAGUUUCAGUCAGUCGCCAAAUGAGUUGCCUAGCGCGAAAACAGCGGCAACUUCGUUCGUAUUCACCAGUUGGAUCCCGUGUUGUCCGUCGUUGGGGUAGUGGAUUUUUUUAAUCGGCGUGCUGCUUCUAGAAUUACCUGCAAAUAGACAAGGCCAUAUGUUAAUAACUUCUCGGCGGGAGGCGUGGGAAUCGUUUGUGCAGGCAAGCGUAACGGUCGUUGUUUGUAUUACGCUUACCUUAGACGUCUGGUCUGCGAAGGGAGAGGCGCGUGUCGAGUCAAUUGCCGGGUAGUUCACUUGACAUAGUGUAGUGAUGACUGGCAAAACAUGCUGGUUGGUGCUUUUUGGACUGCUUUCGCUCGGCGGAAGUGAAAGUGCGACGGUUAUAAGUUCACGGGAGGCAGCCGCCGGAAGCGGAAAUGGCGGAGAACUCAAUGAGGAACCGAUAAUUGGUGUGCUGGCCCAGGAGAUGUCCUAUGCGCUGGCCAAUAAGUACGAUGAGGACUUCAAGAGCUACAUCGCUGCGUCCUACGUGAAAUUCAUCGAAGCUGCUGGAGCACGUGUAGUGCCGAUAUGGAUCAACAAAACGGAAGAAUACUACGCCGACAUACUGUCCAAGGUAAACGGAGUCCUCUUCCCUGGGGGUGCCACCUGGUUCAACCAAUCGGAUGGCUAUGCCGAUGCCGGCUACCACAUCUACAAGCUUGCGAAGAAAAUCAAUGCAGACGGAAGUUAUUUCCCGAUCUGGGGCACAUGUUUGGGCUUCGAGCUGUUAACCUAUGUGGAUGCGGAACGAGAUGAACACCGAGCCCAUUGCAGUUCUCACAACCAGGGGUUGCCGCUGGAUUUUAAACCUAAUUUCCGCAAUAGUCGGAUGUUCUCUAAACUGCCGGGAGACGUUGAACGAAUUUUGUCCAAGGAACCGGUCACAUCAAACUUCCACCAGUUCUGUGUGACGGAGCAGAAUUUGACUGAAUAUGGGCUGGACAAAGACUGGAUCGUGAUGUCAACUAACAAAGACUGGAACGGGCUAGAAUUUAUUUCGACCCUUGAACACAAAACAUUCCCAUUCUACGGUGUACAGUUCCAUCCGGAAAAAAAUCUGUACGAAUGGAUUCGUGAUCGAAACAUCUCGCAUACCUCGAACGCUAUUCGUGCGGCGCAGUACUUUGCACAAUUCUUCGUCGAUGAGACUCGCAAGAGCGAUCAUCGCUUCGUUUCGGCUGAGGACAUCGAUCGGCACGUUAUUUACAAUUUCCCCGCCACGUUUACCGGACUGAAAAAGUCGUCCUAUGAACAGUGCUACCUGUUUGAGGGUAACGUGCACUAUGGACCGCAGUACCCUAAAGAUAGUGCCCCUAAGCGUGGGCGCAAAUUUCGCAAAAACAAAAAGCUGAACCAACAGCUUGGCACCCCGCUCCCUCAUUCUGAUAAGUACGAUUAGGUUGUCUUUGAAGGGAUGAAGGAUGAGUUCUAGCAAAAUAAUAAAUAGAAAAAAUAAACUCCUCAGAUGGGAACUGAUA
Uranotaenia lowii is the source of this 1608-nucleotide messenger RNA. RefSeq names its product gamma-glutamyl hydrolase-like. Gene Ontology annotation, cellular component: vacuole. The record is from RefSeq and is a predicted model, not a curated record. Gene Ontology annotation, molecular function: gamma-glutamyl-peptidase activity. The transcript is spliced from 4 exons. Gene Ontology annotation, biological process: tetrahydrofolylpolyglutamate metabolic process. The coding region runs from base 399 to 1529 and encodes 376 amino acids. NCBI's taxonomy places the organism in Eukaryota, Metazoa, Arthropoda, Insecta, Diptera, Culicidae.